This is a messenger RNA of Adelges cooleyi (spruce gall adelgid), 549 nucleotides long. RefSeq lists its product as uncharacterized. The record is from RefSeq and is a predicted model, not a curated record. Lineage: Eukaryota; Metazoa; Arthropoda; Insecta; Hemiptera; Adelgidae. The transcript has 12 exons. The annotation marks the transcript as partial.
AUCAGUCUAUUAAACUGCUAUACAUUUUCAAUACAAUUGUUCAAGUAAAAAUGCAACUUUAUUAUGUUUUAAUGUCAUGUGCCUUUUUGAAUGUCUUGGCCUAUAAUAUGAGGGAUUAUUUUAAAGCAGUUUACAGUACAAACGGACUUAUCGACCGUGCUGUUCGCAUAAAGUCAUUUCGUCAUGAAAAAUUAAAUGCAUUCGAGUAUACCAUAAGGGGAAUGGUUUUAUCAGAUGAUACUGAUUUCGCUUUUGAUAAAAUGAAGUUUAUGGUGGCAAUACCAGAACGUGCAGAACGUGAAAAUCUAGACAGAUACGUGAGAUUCCAGUUACGUUUGCAACAGGAACUAACCAGAGUUACAAGUCUUGAACCGGUACCGCUAAAUUCAAUAACUAAGGAACCGCCUCGGACAGCUAUUAAACUGCCUUCACCAGAAGAUCCUAUUCCACAACUUGAAGAAAUAGUAAAGGUGGCAAAUGUCCUAAGGAAAAAAACUAGAAAAGCUUUGUGGGGUCUCCUCAUGGAGGAUGUUUUUAUACCUGAGCAGC